AUGUCGUCGAGGUACAAGGAUAAGGACGGAGGUGUCGUGCUGGCUUUCGGUGGCCAGUGGGUGAGCUGGUUGCAUACCACCGUCGCCUACACUGCCUUCAUCAGCGCAUUUAUCGUCGGUGUCUCUCUCCACUACAAGAAGAUCGUCCAGAAUGAGUGGUACGGGUACCCCGAAGAAUGGUUCCCCUCCGUCUCCGCAACCAUUGGCGACAAAUAUCCCGAACGGUCCUUCUUUAUGCUCUUCAUCGCUAUCACCUCAGGCCCUCGAUUUGCCCUUGUCGGUUUAUGGUAUCUUCUCACCAGAAAGCCUGGCCAAACAUUGCCAAAGUUCAUCUUUGCGAUGGGCAUCUUCCGAACACUAACCUGCGGUGGCUUCACCUACGUCACUUCGACUGACGACCACCAAUGGCAUGAUAUCUUCAUGAUUUCCUACAUCGUUGCGACGGUGCCGUGGACUAUUGGCUGUAUUACCCUUAGCCCAUCCAAUCCCAAGGCAAUCCGUUACAGGAAGAUCAUUGCUAGUUCCUUCUUUGGCACACUCGUGCCUCUCAUCUACUUCUUCAUUCAGCACAAGGUCCACCGAGUGCCCGGAGCCUAUACGACCUACGCUUUCUUCGAAUGGUCGCUCAUUCUUUUCGAUGUCGCCUUCGACGCUGUGACGGCUUACGACUUCAGAACAUUCCAAGUGAUCAUCAAGGACGUUCAGGGCGCGAGCAAGGGUGAAAACCGGUCCUCUGUUCCCUCAGCAGUCCUUGAGAAGGAGAAAAAGAAGGCUUCUGCCGGCAUCUUGUCCGUUAAAUUCACUUGGACGGAAGCUAUCGACACCGUUGCGGAGGUGUAUCAUGGCUACAUCUUUUGGACCAUCCUUACCAGCCUGGGUGUGUCCGUUUGGUACUUCCCCUUGUGGUACAUGGGCCUCUCCGGUUACGAAGUGGUCGUCAUGGCUUCUGUUUCACCACUCCUGCUAUCCAUUGGUCCUCUUCGCCGAAUGGUCGUUGCCAACCAGCGCAUCGUUCACCUGCUUUCCUUGUCAGCCGUCGUGGCCUACAAGGUCGAGUCCCCAGUCUAUCGCCUCUUUGCCGUCUCUUUCGGUGUCUCAAUGGCCUGUUUGGGCUGGGCCACCACCUUUUAUGCGGAGUCUGUCCAUGAAGGAAGACUUGAGUCAAAACUCCUGGCUCUUACUCUCGGUCUGGUCCUGUCUUCCGCCAUCAAGUUUGCCUGGUGGACCAACAACCCUGUCUGGCCAAUCAUGCACGCUGCGAAUGGAGGCUGGAAUGGCAUUGGAGGUAUCCUUGCUACGUUAGCCGCCCUCCGCUUCACCCGCAAGGCGCCCCUAACAAGCGGCCAAUCUGCCUCUGACCCCCAGCGCAGUGGGUCAUCUUUGUUAGCAGCUUUCGGCACUGGUGGUGUCUUCUUUGGCAUGCACUGGCUCCUUUCCGACAGCAGCACCAUGAUUCUCUGGGUUUGGGAGGGCUACCCUAUUCGUGGACCGACUGCUAACACAUAUGGCUGGCUGACGGGUGUUGCUAUGACAGCUGGUGUGCUAUUUGGUCAGUCUCGCCCUUCUUUGGUCACGAGUUGGGCUGCAUAUAGUGCUGGCUGCGCCGGUGCUUAUGUUGUAACCUACCACCACAACUGGUUUGGCUAUUACGGAGCGCUUGCUUUAACGGUUUAUCUCAUGGCCAUUGCGGGACCAAUCAUCAGCAGUGCUGCGAAGAGGAACCCCGUCAUCACUUUUGGCCUAGGUUUUCUCUUUUAUAAUUUUUUGGUCCUCUUCUCUGUCUGGGUUGUUGCCUACGCCUUUGUGCCGGGCGGCCCCUAUGUGCGUGAGCACACUGAUUGGGUCAUGGCGACCAUGAUGCUGCUCAUUGGCCUCGGUGUGCUGGGACUUGGCUCAACGACAGCACAGAGUCGCCGCAAGAAGGCCCAGCGCCCAUCAGCCUCAGUAUUCCAGCACCGUGAGUUCCACAGGGCUGCCGCCAUCGCAGUCAACCUGUUCUUCCUUUCGGCUGCGUUCUUGCGUUUCCCAACCAACGAUUACGAGCCGUAUCACGGAGAAGAUCGUGUCAUGACGGCGGGCGUCUGGACGAUUCAUUUUGCGCUGGACAACGACAUGUGGUCAUCCGAGUACCGUAUGCGUGAUCUCAUCAAAGAAAUGGAACUCGAUGUCGUGGCCCUCAUUGAGACGGACUGUCAGCGCAUCAUCAUGGGCAACCGCGACACUUCUCAGUUUCUUGCGGAGGACCUCGGCAUGUAUGUCGAUUAUGGCCCAGGUCCCAACAAGCACACAUGGGGCGUAGUGCUUCUUUCCAAGUACCCUAUUCUCAAGUCAGAGCACCACCUACUUCCCUCUCCUGUCGGCGAGCUGGCGCCGGCAAUUCAUGCAACACUGGAUGUCUACGGCCGCGAGGUGGAUGUAUUUGUUUUCCACUCGGGCCAGGAAGAAGACCCUGAAGAUCGCCGCCUGCAGUCACUUUACCUCUCGAAACUCAUGGGCUCGACCCCGCGCCCCGCGAUCCUCCUUAGUUACCUUGUCACCAAGCCGCUCCAGGGCAACUACAACACCUAUGUCAGCGAUGUGUCGGGCAUGCAUGAUGUCGACCCGUCGGACUGGGACCGCUGGUGCGAGUACAUCCUGUUUAAACGUCUCAAGCGAGUGGCAUACGCGCGUGUCAGUCGUAGCACCAUUACGGAUACAGAGCUGCAGGCCGCCAAAUUCGUCAUUCCCGCAACUGAAGCAGAGAGUAAUGCGAUCGAGGCUCUUGACGACGAGACCCGCAACCGUCGAGUCAAUGAGGACGAUGUGCCUGUGGGUUGGAGAUUCCCGGCACUGUUCCGAGGCCAGGGCGUCCGUGAUCACAGAUACCAUGUUUUCGACGAGCCCAGAUACUACAACAACUGA
Verticillium nonalfalfae is the source of this 2901-nucleotide messenger RNA. RefSeq names its product Protein cwh43 (gene CWH43). Gene Ontology annotation, biological process: GPI anchor biosynthetic process; fungal-type cell wall organization. Lineage: Eukaryota; Fungi; Ascomycota; Sordariomycetes; Glomerellales; Plectosphaerellaceae. Bases 1 to 2901 code for a protein of 966 amino acids. The transcript has 5 exons. The record is from RefSeq and is a predicted model, not a curated record. Gene Ontology annotation, cellular component: endoplasmic reticulum.